CUUCAACCCGACGCCCGUGUUAUCAUCGUCUCCAUCUCCUCUCCUUUCUCUUUCCCUGUCACAAUGUCUCUCGCUGCAUCACGUACCGUGCUGCGGUACUCGAAAUUCGCUGCUCGACGUGCGGGCAUGCGCAAUGCCUCGUCGACUUCCGAGGUCGCGGCGGCGGCAAAGGAGAAGACGUCCAACCUGCAGUCCAAGGCAUCCGAGGGCUUGUCGAGAAUGACUUCUUCGGCUAGCUCCGCGCUCACCAAGGCCGGCUCAGCGACAGCGGGGGCGCUGGGAAAUGUUGGGGGACGAACAGGGCGGUUGAUCGGAGGCAUCCAAUCAAUGAUUCCUUACAUCGUCUACUACUCUAAAGUCGGCCUGGAGCUGGGAAAGCUCGUGGCCCAGCAGCGGAAGAUGAGUCCCCCUGACCUCGCGACCUUCCAAAGCUACUUCCAACCCGUCAUCAACGGCCUCCGGAAUCCUGCAACGCUCCUCGCCCAGACGUCAACCUCCAGCGCUCUACAACCCGCGAACAUUCUCAACCGCCUGAGGAACCUCUCGAUGGCACAAUGGGCGUCGGCAGGUGUGGUCUCUGCAGAGGUCAUUGGCUUCUUCACCGUUGGCCAAAUGAUUGGCCGGUUCAAGAUUGUUGGAUACCGAUCCAGCGCUCCGGCACACCACUGAACAUAACACCACAAUCCGAUUGUACGCAGGGGGCAUAUUUAAGUGCUCCGGAUGUAAAUGUGGAUGGCGCAGGGCUAGGAUUCAAUGGCACAAAGCAUGAAUACCAGACUUGAUUUGUACGUUUGUGAGGUCGGAUGGAAACUGUGUACGAGUAAUGCACACGAGGCGGAUCGACGCUGUACUAUUGCCCAUGUUCUGUUUUAGAAUUCCCUUUCCUAUAUGCAAGUAUUGGAACUGCAUCUUUAUCAUCCACGGAUAC
Lindgomyces ingoldianus is the source of this 928-nucleotide messenger RNA. Its product is annotated as putative mitochondrial F1F0-ATP synthase g subunit. The record is from RefSeq and is a predicted model, not a curated record. The coding region runs from base 64 to 669 and encodes 201 amino acids. Gene Ontology annotation, molecular function: proton transmembrane transporter activity. NCBI's taxonomy places the organism in Eukaryota, Fungi, Ascomycota, Dothideomycetes, Pleosporales, Lindgomycetaceae. The transcript has 3 exons. Gene Ontology annotation, biological process: proton motive force-driven ATP synthesis.